Molecule: messenger RNA, 1463 nt
Organism: Zerene cesonia (dogface butterfly)
Lineage: Eukaryota; Metazoa; Arthropoda; Insecta; Lepidoptera; Pieridae
Product: lachesin-like
Exons: 10
Coding region: 191-1354 (387 amino acids)
Cellular component (GO): neuron projection
Source: RefSeq, a predicted model, not a curated record
GUGGCGCAAGGCCAUUACUCCCGCACUUUUAAAAAAACAUCGACGUUCGAAAUUCGAAAAACGAAUUGCGUAUUCCAUUUCAAAUUGCAAAAAGGAAAUGGCCGCGUUCUAUGAAUAUGCUUUGUGUUUCAAAUGAUUUUACCGGACUAAUUGUGACUUAUUUUGGGUUUUUUGUGAUUAAAAACUUGUGAUGAUGUGGUCGCGUUCGGCGUUGGUGCUUUUGCUUGGAGUUUCAGUGUUGUUCCGGUGUACGGAUUCAGUUGAUCUUCCGCGGUUCGUGGGCCCGGGGUCAAACGUCACGGUAACCGUGGGACGGGAUGCCGCCCUUACGUGUCGGGUUGAUAACCUGCAGGCUUUUAAGGUGGCGUGGCUGCGCGUUGACACGCAAACAAUCCUGACUAUAGCCGGUCACGUGAUCACCAAGAACCACCGUGUCAGCGUGACGCACGGCGACGGCACGUGGUCGCUCAUCUUGCGUGACGUUAGCCCGGGGGACGGGGGGCGGUAUAUGUGUCAGGUGAACACAGAACCAAUGAUGAGCCAGACGCAUUUGCUGCAGGUUGUAGUGCCUCCAGAUAUAGAUGACGAAGCGAGCAGUAGUGAGCUAGUGAUCGCCGAGGGGGGAGCCGCCGCGCUGCGCUGCGUGGCGUCGGGAACGCCGCCCCCCACCAUCACCUGGAGGAGGGAAGAUUCUAGACAUUUCAAGAUUAAUAAUCAAACUACAGUAUCAAAAUCGAGCGGUGAAUGGCUAAAUCUUACCGCUGUAGAACGGACAACGUCAGGCGCAUACCUCUGUAUCGCAACGAAUGGAGUUCCGCCGUCUGUCAGCAAGAGAAUACUACUGAAUGUUAUGUUUGCACCAUCAGUAUGGACGGGGAAGGUAGCGAUCCGAGCACUCUCCGGAACGUCAGUGACACUGCAGUGCACCGCCGAAGCCUAUCCAAUUCCUGUAACCUACUGGGUGCUUAACGGGGAGCAGAGGCUUGUUAAUGGAUCGAAGUACACAAUCAGCCGUGUGUCGCGCGGGUACCGGCACACGCUGUCGCUGGCGGUGGGCGGGGUGUCGCGCGCCGACGCGGGCGCGUACCGCUGCCACGCCGACAACAGCGCCGGCAAGGCGCACGCUGACGUCUUCUUGCACAUGCUCACAACAACAACAACGACGACGACCACAACAACAACAACUACAACAACCACAACCCCGCCACCGACAACAACAACAGUGCUUCCUUAUGAUGACAGCCAUUUAGAGAAGCUUCACCGCGAGGUGAUCGAAGACCCCGCUCUUGAAGACACGUAUGUGGUCCUGAGCCAGCACCAAAUGCAGAACCUUGAAAUGAUAACGACGAUGUGACCGUCGAGCGGGGGGCGCGCGGAGUCGCCGUGGGCGGGCGCGUGGCCGCCGCCGCGCGCGCGCGCCCCGCGCCCCGCGCCCGCGCUCCCCGCCCUCGCCGCCCUCGCCG